Bufo bufo (common toad) is the source of this 2934-nucleotide messenger RNA. RefSeq names its product WD repeat and FYVE domain containing 1 (gene WDFY1). The transcript has 12 exons. Lineage: Eukaryota; Metazoa; Chordata; Amphibia; Anura; Bufonidae. The record is from RefSeq and is a predicted model, not a curated record. Gene Ontology annotation, molecular function: protein binding; metal ion binding. The coding region runs from base 18 to 1247 and encodes 409 amino acids.
AGGUCACAUGACUUGAGAUGGCGGCUGAGAUUCACUCCCGGUCUCCCCGCGGCCCUGUGCUCCUCACCAAGAUUCCCGGGCACCGGGAGCACGUGACCUCUGCCUGCUUCAUCCCGCGAGAGGAUGGCGUCAUCACCGCCAGCGAAGACCGGACACUGAGAGUAUGGCUGAAGAGAGACAGCGGGCAGUACUGGCCGAGCAUCUAUCACACCAUGUCAUCGCCUUGCUCCGCUCUGAGAUACCACCAUGAGAGCAGAAAGAUUUUUGUGGGGCAAGAUAGUGGCGCUAUUGUGGAGUUUUUGGUCUCUGACGACUUUAACAAAAUGAACUUCGUGAAGACUUAUCCAGCUCAUCAAAAUCGCGUUGCAGAGAUUGUCUUCUCCCCCGAUCCUGAAUGGGUCAUCAGCAUCGGGCAUGAUAAGUUUCUCAUCUGGAUGUGCACCCAGAGCGGGUCCCUGGUGGGGCGGCAUGCGUUCACUUCCUGGGCGUCCUGCCUCCAGUAUGAUGAAGAAACAAGAUACGCUUUUGUAGGAGAUUUUGCCGGCCAGAUUACCCUCUUGAAGUUGGAAAAAGAAAACUGCACUGUCAUCUCGACCCUGAAAGGUCAUGAAGGCAGCAUCUCCUGCCUUUAUUGGGACCCUGUUCAGCGGUAUCUGUUUUCGGGUUCAUCUGAUCACAGCAUUAUCUUGUGGGACAUUGGAGGGAGGCAAGGACGAACACUGAUCCUUCAAGGACACCAUGAUAAGGUACAAGGUCUGUGCUAUCUUCAGCUCUCCCGGCAGCUGGUCUCAUGUUCAGUCGAUGGAGGAAUAUGUGUUUGGAAUAUGGAUAUUGAAAGAGAAGAGGCUCCUCAGUGGUUAGAAAGUGACUCCUGCCAGAAGUGUGCCCAGCCCUUUUUUUGGAACAUAAGGCAGAUGUGGGACACACGGACUCUGGGGUUACGCCAGCAUCACUGCAGGAAAUGUGGUCAGGCAGUCUGUGCGAAGUGCAGCUCCAAGAGAUCCAGCUACCCCAUUAUGGGCUUUGAGUUCCAGGUGCGGGUCUGUGACUCCUGCUAUGAGAGCAUAAAAGACGAGGAUCGAACAUCGCUGGCCACAUUCCAUGAGGGUAAACACAACAUCUGCUUUAUGACUAUGGAUAUUUCCAGGGGGCUUAUGGUUACGUGUGGCACAGAUCGGUUAGUCAAGAUCUGGGACAUGACACCGACCGUGGGUUGCAGUUUGGCGACUGGCUUUUCUCCCCGUUGAUACAGAUGACUUUGACUUGUCCAGAAUGCACCUUAUGUACAGCUGCGUACGUGCACAUCAGCUCAUCCUGGGCAUCGCCCAUUACUUCUCUGAUUCAGUUGUAUGUAUGGAAGCAAAGCAAUGCAACAGCUCUCCUGAACAAGGAAGAGGUGCCUUAUCUCCACAUACCUGCGCACCAUUACCUUUAACCAUGCUUCAGCCCACGCUACUGGAAUUAUAACAAGCGGUUUCCUGCGUAAGCACUAGAAAACGGAAGAAUUCCAGCAGAAGGAUCCACCAGCCUUUAAUUGCUGCCUAUAGAAUGGUAUUCAUUGUGCACCAAAAUGGAUUACCUCAAAACUUUAGAGUUUUACAUAUCUGCUGCCACAAAUCUUAGCGUAAGCCUCACCCGAAUGUUUUUAAGCAUACAUAGUCCAGUAACUUUGCACACUGUGGGUGUACAUACAGAUUUUCGUCUGGUGGUUAGAUGCCAGUGCUUGUGAUGUUGACUGUAGCUCAUCGUAUGUAGUUUUAUAUUGUGUCACUGGGUAAGAAAUGUAGAUGAAGUAUAUUUGUAAUAUGCUCCGUUUUACAUAACUGUGAAAUUGUUCUUUCGUUAUGGGACUGAUUUCUUAGUGAGUUUUCGACGUUUGGUUCGAAUGUAUUGUUCCUAUAUGAGCAAAGGGUAAGGUUAUCAAACUACAUGCACUGCGUCCUUUACUUGGUGUCCUUUGGCGCUUGGCAGGAUGAUCCCUUUUUAUGUCAUUUUAAUCCUGUCUGUUUUACCUAGUUACGUCAACGCUCAAAACCUCUUGAAUCCCCCUAUUUUUCAGUCCCUCUAAUGGGACGCAAAUGUUUAAAAUGAUAAUAGUUAGCACUUAUUAUUGUCUUGUCAUCCACUGCUCCACCUAUUUCCCAGAUUGUAAUCCAAAGGAUGACCCAGGAGACAUUAAUUUAUCUCCAAUUCAUUGCUACUUCAGCUAAAACAAGUAAGGUAGAAACUUUUUAUGUUCUUAAAGGGGUAUUCCGUUUAUUUUGUUGUGGUUUAUUUAAUCGGAAAUUAUGCAUUUUUCUAGCCUACAUGUAUUCAAAUUCUGCUUCCAUACAUGUCUUAGAUCAGGCAGUUGACUCCUGUAUGCAGUAGAAUGGUAUAGCCCAUGUAUCGGUCCUAUGUAAUGCAUCCAUGGCCUAACCAAAACCUGGCAUCAGUCUCUUCACAUCAGGAAAUCCAUGACAUUCAGUAACUAGCAGUAUUACAUGACGUACAUGUUCUGGGUCAGCACACAUUCAUGUGAUAAGUAAAUAGGACUUGAGGUGGAAUAACUAUUUUUGUAUUGUAAUUAUUACAGUUGCUACAUCACUAUGUAUUCACAUGGCUGUUUCUAGGUGACUUGUAAAAUGGCUGCCUGUCUCUAGGUGAUGCUGUCAUGUUUAUAAAGUUUAGUGUAAAAAAACACAACGCAGAUCUGCUUCUAUAGAGAUACUGACAGACAUGAUGCAAAGCUGCUGCAGGCAGUAAUACUGUAUAUACUGUACAUGUUCUGUACACUACUUCAGUACACUACUAUUCACCUAUUAGAUGCUUGGGCCAUUAACUGAAAGCGAGGUCACAUGACACAUGUGAGGGUCAUAGGACUGAUGCCAUGUUUAGUCCUAUCCAGCUCUCCUGUGGAUGCAUUUUAUAGGACUAAAAUGGGCUGUACAUUAU